Molecule: messenger RNA, 915 nt
Organism: Cheilinus undulatus (humphead wrasse)
Lineage: Eukaryota; Metazoa; Chordata; Actinopteri; Labriformes; Labridae
Gene: chchd1
Product: coiled-coil-helix-coiled-coil-helix domain containing 1
Exons: 3
Coding region: 273-641 (122 amino acids)
Biological process (GO): mitochondrial translation
Cellular component (GO): mitochondrial ribosome; nucleoplasm; mitochondrion
Molecular function (GO): RNA binding
Source: RefSeq, a predicted model, not a curated record
UUACGUUAAAGAUGGCGGCACCCAGACCAGCGCUGUAGCGGAGUGUCAAAAGGAUAACUAUUUAUUCUUUCUAAUUUACUCGAUUCACAAUAUUAUUAAACAUCAGAGCGGAGUAGCGAGGAGCCCUGUCAGGCUAUAAAGAUCUGUUUAUGAGCUUAUUUUAUGAGGAAGAGUUGGUCGAGGACGAGCUGUUAGUGAGGAGCCCUGACUGUGACGGUUCCGAUUAAAAGGUUCAUAUUAUUAAGAGGAGUUUGUCUACGAGGAGAGCCGGGAUGGCAGGACCGAUGGGUGUAUCUUUUCAGGAGAAAGUCAACAGGUUAAUCAACAAACAGAACCGGAGACCCGUCCUCAAACCGAACCGACCCCUGAUCCUCAGAGACAAUGUGGCCAACCGGAAACCCAAGAAAGGAGAGGCGACCUGUGUGACAGAGAUGUCCGUCAUGAUGGCGUGCUGGAGGCAGAAUAACUUCAUGGAUGGUUUUUGUUCUGAAGAGAUGAACAAGUUUUACACCUGUGUGGAGAAAGCUCAGAUGGCUAUGAAGAAUAAAUCUGACCAGAGUGUCAUGCAAGGAGGACAACUCCCCGCGAAACAUGCCACAACUCUACUGAGGAGAUUCCCCAACCUGACCUCUGAGACUUGACCAGAGAGGAAGAGGAGGAAGGAGAUAUACAGACUGUUGAAUGACGAAGAACUGCAGGCUCAGGCACUACACACAUUUAAUCAGAUAAAACAAUUUCCUGUGUGAUAUCUUCAGACUACACCUUCAUAUUUGUGAUAUCUGUGAUGCUGCAGCCUAUCUACUGUUUAAAAAUCAUCCCUCUGUUUGAUAUGUGCUUUAUAUUCAACCAAGCUGUGUAUGCAACCUGGUUUAAAUGUGAUCUGUUUCUGAUGGAUAAAAUAUAAUAUGCCCGUGA